Plodia interpunctella (Indianmeal moth) is the source of this 1423-nucleotide messenger RNA. RefSeq names its product Alanine-glyoxylate aminotransferase (gene Agxt). The record is from RefSeq and is a predicted model, not a curated record. Gene Ontology annotation, molecular function: L-serine:pyruvate transaminase activity; L-alanine:glyoxylate transaminase activity. The coding region runs from base 109 to 1278 and encodes 389 amino acids. Gene Ontology annotation, cellular component: peroxisome. NCBI's taxonomy places the organism in Eukaryota, Metazoa, Arthropoda, Insecta, Lepidoptera, Pyralidae. The transcript is spliced from 8 exons.
ACUAAUGAACAUAAAUUGUUUUAUCACUCAGUGCUUUAUGUGAACUGAUAUAGUGAAGUGCUCUGUUUGAAUUUACAUCAAUAGAAGUUAAUGUAAAUCGACUCCAAAAUGAGUACCACGCAGCUGAAAGUUCCUGCCCCUAAGUUAGAGGACCGCCAUUUCACCAAGCCCUUACUGUGUGGUCCUGGACCUUGUGACUUGUGGCCUUCGGUGGCUGAGGCCCUUACCAGACCAGUUCUGUCACCGCUAUGUGACGAACAAUUCAAUGUUUUGGAUGAUAUACGAGCUGGUCUCCAAUAUGUGUUUCAAACUAACAGCAAGAUGGUGUUAGCUAUGAGUGGCUCUGGACACUCUGGCAUGGAAGCGGUAAUAUCCAACCUUGUGGGACCGAACGAGACCCUUCUUAUCGCCAGUAGAGGUAUCUGGGAUGAGAGGGCUCGGGAAAUAGCUACUAGAUACGGUAUUAAAACUGAAAUAUGCAGCGUACCACUGAAUACUACGUUCAGUUUGGAAAGCUUGAAAUCCUAUUUGGAGAAAAUACGACCCGCUGCUCUGUUUAUUACUCACGGGGAUUCCUCGACGGGCACCGUGCAGAAAAUCAAAGGGCUUGGAAAACUGUGUCACGAAUAUGGUACACUUCUACUGGUUGAUACCGUGGUGUCUCUUGGUGGAGAACCAUUCUUCAUGGAUGAGUGGGAAGUGGAUGGAGUGUACUCGUCUACGCAGAAGGUCCUCAGUGGACCGGCAGGCAUAUCUCCUAUAGCCUUUAGUGAGAGGGCUCAGAGGAAAAUACAAACAAGAACUUUUAAGCCACCUUUCUACUUUGAUGCGCAGUUGUUGGCUGAGCAAUGGAACUGCUUUGGUAAUACAAGAAAAUACCACCACACCAUGAGUCCUCCAUUGGUGUGGGCGCUAAGAUGCUGCCUGAUGGAAGUCAUCAAGGAGACCCUACCACGAAGCUGGGAACGACAUGCAGCAAACACGGCGCAUUUCCAGACGCGCAUACGACAACUGUCCUUGGAGUUCCUGGUCCCGAAGCCAGAGGAGCGAUUGGUUACAGUCACGACAGUGGUCUUGCCAAAUGGCUAUGACUAUUUGGAAUUUAUACAAUACAUGAGGAAACACUACAACAUUUUGAUAUUCGCUGGCCUGGGCCCAACAGUGGGCAAGUCCCUCCGUAUAGGCAUCAUGGGCGUCAACUCUAGCUUGUCUGUGGUCAACGCUGUUGCAGACGCCGUGGAAGCGACGCUCAGGGCUUUGAAGAGAUCAAAACUUUAAUAAAUUAACAUAACAAUAGAAUUGUAUAAGUGUAUGUCAUAAAGUACAGAUAUAUACUACAAGCAACAAAUAUUAAAUUAGGAUAUGGUUUAUAAUGUCUUUCAUAUUAUUAUUUUAUAUAAAAAAAUGUCUCAUUGAACGAUGA